Molecule: messenger RNA, 405 nt
Organism: Aspergillus piperis CBS 112811
Lineage: Eukaryota; Fungi; Ascomycota; Eurotiomycetes; Eurotiales; Aspergillaceae
Exons: 1
Source: RefSeq, a predicted model, not a curated record
UUUGGAACUUUUGAUCUGUCAACAGAUUCGUGGGGAUCGACUCGAUGGCUGACCAACUGGUGGGGAGACGGAGAGCCCGUGACUCCGGGCCGCUUUCGUCUCAGCGCGCUCUCUGCCGCCAUGACGACUGUAACCCUGACUGCGAUACUCACCUCCCGUUUUCCCUAUCGGCAUCCCCGUCGUAGCAGCAGCUACGGGCACGUUUCACAAACAAUGUCAUGAUCGGUCUGUUCCAGUUUAUAUAACUUCAAAUCUUCUAAGACAUCGUAACUUCACCUGUCGAGUCAUUGUUGAGCCCGCACGCAAACAAUCCCCUUAACGUUCAUGAUGUCAUUGACUUUCACAUUUCUCCAUGACGCAUCCUAACCACAGUUUCGAGUCAACAAUGAGGCUCAUGACACCACG